AUGCAUACUCUUUCGGAAAAGGCCAGAGCCGCAAUCGCGGACAUACUUCCUCCAGAGGAGAUCCUGGAACCAUCUUCAGAACUCUACACCAAAGAGUCGACAACAUGGGCGGCCCAGAAGCAACAACACCCUGCUCUCGUCGUUCGCCCCGGAAGCGCUGAAAGGCUCCAGAAAUUGGUCCCUUACCUGUACGAAUCAGGCCUCGAUUUCGCUAUUCGCUGCGGAGGUAUCGGAUCCAGCUCGGCAAAAGAUGUCGUCGUGAGCAUGAAGCAGUUCGACUCGUUCAAGUACAAUCCGGAUGACCAUACCAUCGUUGUUGGAGCCGGCCAGUUGUGGGGCGACAUCGAACAGAAGCUGGAGGAAGUGGCUCCGGGGCGCAUUGCCGUCUCAGCCCGCGUUCCGUGGGUCGGAGUUGCCGGAUCCACUCUCAGCGGCUGCCUUUCCUGGGUUGGCACCGAGUUCGGCUUGGGUGCAGACCCCCAGAACAUGCUCGACGUUGAGAUUGUCCUCCGAGAUGGGCGAAAGAUAUGGGCAUCGACCGAGCCUGACCUGCUGUGGGCGCUGCGGGGCGGAGGAGGUAACUUUGGAGUUGUCACUGCUUUCCAUUUCCGCACCUAUCCGUACUCGACUUCUAUCCAUUGUGGGUACAUCUCGUAUCCGCCCAGCGCUCUUGAAGCCGUGUCUCGUGGAAUCGCAGAACAUGCGGCUCGACCGAUUGACCCGCGCGUUUCGUUCCACUGCUUGAUUGGAGCGGCGGACGAGAAGUUCCCGGGCCAAAGCUCUUGGACGGAGUCGACGGAUCGAAAAGAUCGAACAGUUCAAUUCGCCAAGUUCCACCUCGGAGUAUUCGUCUUCGAUGCCUACGGUGAGGAGCACGGGCGCAGCGACAAGGGCUUCAAGUGGGCGUUCGAUAUCCCGGGCGCAGUAGACAAGACAGUAGUGACCACCAUUAGGGGUGCAAAUGAGCUGCAGAGCGCCAAUAAGAAUCUCGUUGGGGCCACGAACAGCUACCUCAACGCUUGCUUGGCUGACGAAAUCGACCCCGAGUUCGUCAUCCGUGGGAAGAAUUGGGUCGAGGGUAUCUCUUCCCUGGACUCUAGGCUUGGUCCUGGAACUUUAUUCCUCCUUGAGGUGAUGCCUGGAAAAACAUUCAAUGCCACUUCUUCCCCCGAGGAAACCGCCUGGCCGCACUCAUCGAAUAAGCACGUCCUUCAGCUGCUCACUGGCAGCCACCCAGACUCGAACUGUCCGGAGGAGCUGGCGCUGCAUGCGCUGGCCAUGGCGCCGUACAUCAUCAAGAAGACGCACUCCAAGGAGGAGUUUUUCCCAAACUUCCUUGAGUCCAUCAACGACCGCAGCGCAAUUUUUGGUGUGAAUUACGGGAAAAUUCUAGAGGUCAAGAAGAAGUAUGAUCCUCAGCAGAGGUUCAACAAGGGCUCGUUCAUUCCCAUCCCCAGCGACAGAAAAGAUUCUGUGCAAUCGUCUAUUUGA
Messenger RNA from Lasiodiplodia theobromae, 1491 nucleotides. RefSeq names its product FAD linked oxidase. Lineage: Eukaryota; Fungi; Ascomycota; Dothideomycetes; Botryosphaeriales; Botryosphaeriaceae. The coding region runs from base 1 to 1491 and encodes 496 amino acids. The transcript has 5 exons. Gene Ontology annotation, molecular function: FAD binding. The record is from RefSeq and is a predicted model, not a curated record.